Molecule: messenger RNA, 5677 nt
Organism: Cloeon dipterum
Lineage: Eukaryota; Metazoa; Arthropoda; Insecta; Ephemeroptera; Baetidae
Product: neurogenic protein mastermind-like
Exons: 7
Coding region: 1-3783 (1260 amino acids)
Biological process (GO): Notch signaling pathway; positive regulation of transcription by RNA polymerase II
Cellular component (GO): nuclear speck
Molecular function (GO): transcription coactivator activity
Source: RefSeq, a predicted model, not a curated record
AUGAGUAAACGCAAAAAUACCGGUACGGAAAAUAUAAUUUCGGAGUUUGAGGAAUUUAAACUUCAAAAAAUUGUACAACACGCUCUUUUGAGCGGUGGUACCGUUCAAGUUUUUGAUAAAGGCACGAAUUCCAUUGAGAAUACAAGAAGGAUUCUUAUAGAUGCUACCAAUUCGCCGAGGCAAGGAAAAGGAACCGGUUUUUCAGUUAGUGUGAACAAUAGUAUUUCCCAGCGGGUAUCGGUGCCGCAGAGCUUCCCUCAACUGCCGCAGUGGAAUCGGAACGCACAAGUCGCGGUAGGUCCCCAAACAUCAACCAGUCGUCUGCAAGCUCAGCGAGAAGCGGCCGAAGCGGGCCCGUCGCGCUAUUCGUUGUCGUGCGACUCAACGAGUGCGCGUGUGGAGCAUCAACGGACGACGCAGGCCGCCCCGACGCCGACAGUGUUGCCCCCGCGAAAUGACUUAAACGGCCGCGGUUUGCCUGUAAUUUGUGUCGCGUCUCACAGUCAGUACACACCCGCGUCCAACAUUAAUACGAACGGCAGUUUAAGCGCCCCCAACCCCUUGAUUGGCGGGCGAUACGGGGUCGGGGGCUACGGGGCGCCGGGGACGCUGUGCCCAAACGGCGGCCUGGAGGCCCCGCGGCUGGGGCUCGGCGGCGCGGGGCCGGCGCCCGGCGCGGCGGCCCUGGCCGUCGGCCAGCCUCUGGGGUCGGACGGGCAGCGCCAGCAAGUCUGUGACCGGCUCCGCAAACGCAUCCAGAGCUACCGCAAGAGAACCCGAGACCAAUACGACAACCACCAGCGGACGCAAGAAAAGUCGAACGAGGCCAUCGCGCAGGACACGUCUGUGCUGAAGAGCAGACACAUUGAGGGCAAGUCCAAGCGGCAGCCGAAGAAGUCCGAGAAGAAGACUGAGCCCACGGUUGCCCCCAUGGCCCACCUCCACGGCCAGCAGCCGCAAGCUCCGGCAGCACAGGCUCAGAUGCCGCCGGCACAGCCGCCGCAGCAGCAGCAGCCACAGCAAAAGUACCUGAAGCGCAACUUGAACGACCUGCACGAUGGUGAGGCGUCGUUCGAGCCGCCUACCAAGAUGCAGUGCACUGGUGGCCCUCAGCAGCAACAGCAGCAGCAGGGCAAUCGGAUACCUCCGCAGGGCAGCGACCCCAUGGUGGCCAAAAUGGUCGCCGAUAUUCAGUUGGCGUCGGUUGCGCAGGCGCAGCAGAUGUCGGCCAACGUGAGCAACGCCAAGGUGUCCAAGAGCAACGGCGACUCGGCGGCGACGGCGUCGCCGGUGCCAGAGCGCGGCGCCACUCCUAAGUCAAACCCAGGCACGCCAGCGUCAGCGGCCACGCCGGGCUCCUCGCAGGCCGGCACGCCGCAGCAGGGCCGCGCCUCUGACUUCCCCUUAAUCUCCACCGACCUCAAACAGGAGCCCCUGAUGGACUAUGAUUAUUCGCUGGAACAUUGCGCGCUGGCCAUCAAAGAGGACGAAGACAAAGGCUUCACAGUCAACCCGUCGCAAGAUGUCUUCGACAUGACUGCCUUUGAACUGAACGGCACCGAGUUCAGCGAUUUUCCCUUUUCAGAGGACGAACUGGAGGUGGCGCGGCCGGCGCCGCCUCAGGCUCAGGUGCCUUCUGUGCCGAUGCCUAUGAACGAGAUGAAGCUUGGCGUGCACAGUCCAUCAGGGGCGCAGUGCUCGCCCCAGUCAGCCAUGUACGAGGCGCCAAAAGGCAACCUGCAGGCGCCGGCCUACAUCGCCACCGAGCAGCUGCGAAACAUAGCCAAAAACCACAACCAGAAUAACAAUAUCUACAGUCCUGGCCCAGUGGUGCCCCCUGCGCCAGGCGCAGCCCCCAGCUCGCAGCACACGCUCGGCCCCAGCGGAAACUCUUUUGGCUUCCCCGGCGGCAACGAAUCGGCCGCCUUCAUGCACAGUCCUGGAGCGGGCCCCCCGCCGCCGCCUUACCUCGCCAAGCAGCAACAGCAGCACCAAGCUCCCGCGGGCGCCUUCAGCGACAACUUGAUGCCCAACUUCACUCUGGACCAGAAGCGGCAGCUGUCCAUGCAGCAGCAGCUAAGCCAGAAGCUAGCCUACACCAACAAGCAGCAGCCGCCGGUGCCUGGGCCUCUGAUGGUCCCCCAGCAGCAGCAGCCGCAGGCCCAGCCGCCCCAGCUGAGCCACCAGCAGCCGUCACCGCAGCAGGCGUACCAGCCGUACGGCAGCCCGAAUCACGGCAGUCCCCGCUUCGUGGGCAGCGGACACUUCGGAGGGCCCACCACCCCUACCCAGCCCAAUCGACCCCCCUCGCACCCCAACAACGCGGCGGCUGGCUCGCUGCUCAUGCCGCAGCAGAUGCACCUUGGUCAGCAGCCUGGUCAGCAGCAGGUGACGUCCAACCACUUACAGAUGACUGUGGAGAUGAACAAGGCUAGUCCAGGCGGCGUGCAGCCGCAACAGCCGCAGCAGCAGCCGCAGGCUCACUUCUUCCAGCAGCAACAACAGCAGCCGGGCCCGAUCGGGGGCCCUGGUGGGCCGAACGAGGCGUACCAGUUGCAAACGAUAAACUUCACGCAGCAGACACUGCGGCAGCGCAACCCGCGCGCUCCAGGGCCCUUGCAGCCCGACGGCCCCGGCAGGCCGGGCACCAUAGAGCAGCAGAAGAUGAUGCACUUGUUAGCCCAGCAGCAACUGAUGCGCCAACAGCAACAGCAGCAACAGCAACAGUCCCAACAGCAGCAGCACCAACAGCAGGGCAUGGCCCAGCGGGGCCCACCACCAGAGUACAAACACAAUCCGCACCACCUGCAGCAGCAGCAGCAACAACAGCAACAACAACAACAACAACAACAACAGCAGCAGCAGCAGCAGCAACAGCGCUUCACUGCUCAGCAGGUGCGGCAGGCGGCGAUGCGGCAACAGUCUAUGCCACCUUCCGGGCCGAUGAUGCGGCCGCAGGGACAGAUGAUGGGUGGCGGCGGUGGCUAUCAGCAGCCGCAACAGCAGAUGAACGCGAUGGGUGCCAGAUCUCCUUAUGUCUCCCGGCACCAGCGUCCACCCAACGUCAGCGUCGGGCCCGAGGGUUUUAACACCGCGGGUCGAGCUGGACCACCGCCGGGCGCCGGCGGCCACGAUUGGCGCCACAUGAUGCUCAGCAACUCAAACUUCCCGCCAACCGGCAUGCACCCCCAGCAGCAGCCACAGCAGCAGCAAAUGCGGCCAAACAACUUCAACCCCCACGCAGGUCCGCCUCCCAACUCAUUCGCACCAAGAGGUUCCUAUGACAGUGGCGGAAUGGUCCACCGAAUGAUGCAUCCGCACAGUCAGCAGCAGCAGCAACAACAACAACAACAACAGCAGCAGCAGAUACUGCGGCAGCAGCAGGCUGGUCUGGGAAGCCCCAUGGGCCCCAACAGUAUGGGGAGCCCUAUGGGUCCUAACAGCAUGGGCAGUCCGAUGGGCCCUGGCGGCAUGGGCGGGCCCGUGCUGAUGGGCCAGCAGCAGCAACAACAGCCUCACAUGCAAAACCACCACCCCGGCCCCCCACAAUCAAAUCAGAUGUCGAUGAAUAUGCAUAUACCACAGACGAUGUCGGCGAACGGUCCACUGGGUGCGCAGCAGCCGUUCGGAGGCAGCGUUCGUAGCUCUGGCGGCGUCGGCAAUGAUAUGUCGAACGACUUUGGGCUGGACUUCCUCGACUCGCUGCAACAAGACUUUCAGUCGGAGGAGUUGAUGAGUUCGCUUGUUGACGCCAACGAAGGAUUCUCCUUCUCCGACAUGUGAGCACACACAAACGCCAAAAGUGCGUGCAGCAAACAGUGCCAGUGAGAGAGACGACUCUUCUCCGAAAUUCGCCAUAUUACGAAAGUGUAUAGAUGCAUUUACGACGAAAAAGAUGUAUUAUAUAUAUUGUAAACGAUAAGGGCAGGCGUGUGAGACACGGCCAGCUCCAUCAUUUUCCUCUCGUUGUGGCAUUUUAGAUCGUAAGGUGUACAUAAGCAGGCGGAAGACACAAGAAGAAACAAUUGUAUUUAUUGAAAGCGCGUCGCAGCAGCCAGUUCGGUUGCUCAAAGGUGUACAUAUUUGUACGAAUCGUAUAUGUAAAUAACUAGAAGCGGCGCGGACUGACCCCUCGUACGUUUGUAGAUUGUCCAGGUGUUGAAAAAGUACGCUGCACUGCCAAUAAUUAUGUGAGUCGAUCCGUGCGAACUGGAGUUGGCGGUACUUAACGAAAGCGCGCAAUUCGGUAAGCAAGCCGAGGCUGUCUCGUUCACACCCGCACACAAGUACUGAAAUUUGAGCAUUUCCGAAAAAGCUUCAUUCUAAAAACGAUCAAGACACACACGUUAGCUUGUACUACGGUCACCUGAUUUUGUAAAAAUUUAAAUGCCGAGAGAGACACACGCUAGAGGAAACGGGUUCCAAUUGGACACGCAAGCAAUUUUCUCAAUUUACUUUUGCACUCCUCUUCGCGCUGUUUAGAUUUUCUUGAUCAUCCUACUUGGUUCUUAGAUCAAUCUUAGAUGAGAAUUUGGAAAACGUUCUAAAUUUUAAGAAAAACAUUCCCAAUCUGAAAAAUGUUCCCUGCAAGAAGUGCAGUAAGUCACUUUAUUUUUUACUCUGUAUCUGGCGCCUAGCAAAGUCAUUCAGAUGAAAAUUGAAACCCGUUUCUAUUAAAUGUGAAGUGAUAGUUCGCAAGCGAUCAAACAUACCAAAAUCAACUUGGUAUUAAUUAAGGUUGAUCCUGCGCAAAAUGUUUUAACAUUUUAUUCAAUUUUGAAAGGUAAAUAAGUGGGGCCCUAAAAUUAGUAAUGGUAAAAUGCGACGAAACGAUGCUAUGUUUUUGAAAUGAAAGUCACAGCUUAUUUCUAGUUUGAUCGCUCAAUCAUUCAUACCAUUUUUAUGUUAAAAUAAAAUUGAAACCAAAUGACAGUUUAACUUGUCCUUCAUGCUGAAUCACUGCAAAUUUAAAAAUUGAAACUAAGACCUGAAAUUGUUGCAUCUUUCAUGUUGAUGUUAUUCGUUUAAAUUUUCCCUGUAAUCUUUCGCUUAUUGCGAUGUUUAUGAUUUGACCAUAUCAAAAAAAGAAGUACAUGGUUUCUUUUGUUAGCCCUGCAUCACAACUAAGACAGCAGUAUGCAGCAUAAUCGGUCCUUCUAUUUUUCAACAAAUCGUAGCUUAAAUCCUUGAAAUAUUUCUGCUUAAAAAUUUUGUCACGGGCUUACCAAACUAAAGAGCACAGUGCGAUGAGCCAUUUUAUAACCUAAAGCCCCAGCAACAAAAUUCACAUCGCAACGCAAUCUGUCUACAAAGUACUAAAAAAUUAAUUAACUGCAAAUUUCCCCUCAGCCUAAUUUAUUUAUUUAUUUUUAACGUUGCCUCUUAAUCAAAGAAAGCACUGGUUAAAGUUGUGAUUUUCAUUUCAAAAACGAUCAGAUUCACUAAAAUAAUGUUACGUUGCCGCGAGAAGAAUCAAAGACCUUCUCUUUCACACUCUGCGUAGAAUUCUAGCCUACAGUGUAAGCCUCCUUCUUGCGAUCUGCUUUAGCUUGUUGACGCAUUCGUUGUAGAAAUUUAGAAGGCUAGACUCUCGCGAGAAAAUGUACGCCGUGCUUCCAAAUGCACCUGAGAAAAAUUGCAUCACCGCAACGCCGCGUUUUUAACAGAAACAAAAUGU